Messenger RNA from Hypoxylon trugodes, 1603 nucleotides. RefSeq lists its product as uncharacterized. Gene Ontology annotation, biological process: regulation of transcription by RNA polymerase II. The transcript has 2 exons. The coding region runs from base 444 to 1415 and encodes 323 amino acids. Gene Ontology annotation, cellular component: nucleus. The record is from RefSeq and is a predicted model, not a curated record. Lineage: Eukaryota; Fungi; Ascomycota; Sordariomycetes; Xylariales; Hypoxylaceae.
UUAGAUAUAUCAUUCAUCUAUUCAUCCUUCUCAUGCACAAAGACAGCCUUACUACUACACUACUUUGUUACCUCGCUAUUUCGGAAUUUGUGGCGCGUCUCUCUUAUUAUCUUGUGGUUCAGCUCUCUCAAAAGCCGACCAAUCGUACAUCACUUACUUUCUCAUAUAUACCAUAUUAGGCUGCUAAUGCCUUCCCUUUUUUUCCUUACACCUUAGGUCAGAACCAUGUAUUAGAACAUCAUCAAUCGAUCCUCAGCGAAUUAAGCAACCGGGGUAUCCACGCCAGCUUUACUAUCAUCGUCGCCACCGAGGAGUAUAGUCUCUGUCGAAGAUAUACCCUUCCACAACAAUACCGUUUCGACGACCGCAUCCGACUCAUAUUCCUACAAACCUUUAGUACAACCCGAGCGUAUAAUAAGCUACUCCCUGGGUAUACUUUCAAGAUGAGCGUGGUAUAUAAAGAGCCGGAAAUGGUUCCUUCAGACGGAUAUUCCGCUGGCGUCGACGCCGGGCAUCAAGAUGGCGAUAGUGACGCUCCUUCCACUCGGUAUUCCCCCGUGCCCCAAGUCCAUGAUAUACUAGGAUACGGCGGUGCAGACGAUGCGGUUCUGAUGCCGACCUCACCCAACUCUCCCGAUCUAGGCUCGCCUAACCUUCUCGGCCCUCUGACCCCUCCCGAAAGCCUACCUUCAGCAUCGAAAACCGCGGGUCAUCGUUCGGUUCGCAGACGACCUAUCCCCAAACCACACCGCGAAGUUACCAAGAAUCGCGAAGGAAAGUUUUGUUGUACAUUCCCGGGAUGCAGCGAGAAGGUUAAAACCUUCACCCGGAAGUGCGAGUGGAGCAAACAUAUGGACAAACACGACCGCCCCUAUAAGUGCGCACACCCUGAGUGCCAGAAGCUUGCCGGAUUUACUUACUCCGGCGGGCUCUCACGGCACGAACGCGAAGUCCACGGUCAACAUGGCGGUCCUGUUAAUUCCAUAGUGUGUCCCCAUUUGAGCUGCAAGCGCCAUACGCACGGCUUCACACGCAUGGAGAACUUAAACGAGCAUCUACGGAGAUGUCACCGACCCAACGAGGAAAGGGACGGCGAGGACGGGAGCGACCCUGCUGGACCUUUACCCGAGGACGAACCCCUUCCCGAAGACGGCACGACUCUCCCACUGCCGAAUCCGCUUGUGGAAAGUCGGAUCGGGGAGAAGCGCAAGCCAGAUACGGAUUUAGGGGGGCAAGUAAAGCGCUUACAGGUCGAGAAUUCAGAGCUACGCGCUGAGAUCGAGGCGCAGAAACGGCAAAGCAUAGCUAUGAUGCAGCAGAUGUCCGAAAUGACCGGCCAACUCAACCAACUCCGACAGAUCGCGCAAAUCCCAUCGUCGCUCAUGCCCAAUGACCCGUCAGUCCCUGGAUCCUAGGAAGGCCUGGGGACAUUUUGUUAUUAGUCUUGCGCCUUCUCCACUCUCAUCUUUUUUCACACGCAUUUUCAUUUCCUAUGUUUUGAGGAUACCCCACUUUGUUGUUUCUGCAUGGCAUGGCGUGGUGUGUUGGUGAUGAGGAAGAUCGACUAGAUUCGUCUUGAUCGUUUCCCGCCGGACGGUCUUAG